Molecule: messenger RNA, 1702 nt
Organism: Polypterus senegalus (gray bichir)
Lineage: Eukaryota; Metazoa; Chordata; Cladistia; Polypteriformes; Polypteridae
Gene: popdc2
Product: popeye domain containing 2
Exons: 4
Coding region: 371-1450 (359 amino acids)
Cellular component (GO): sarcolemma
Molecular function (GO): cAMP binding
Source: RefSeq, a predicted model, not a curated record
GGAGAGGGCGGGUGGAAGAGAGCGGCAGAAAAACCUCAAUUAGUUUCCUAAUUGAGUCUUUCCAGAGGCUAAUUAAGUGAGACACUUCUUAUAUAUCCAGCUAAAUAUAUAAAUAUAGAGAGAUAUAUAUUACAAAGCAUUCCAGUGGAGCACUUCUCUUGUUAAGGAAGCCUCCCAGCAGUUUCUGAAGUUCUUAUUGUGUUGGAUUGAUUCACAGUCAGUUUAGAUCUAUUUUUUUUUACACUUCUUCCACUAUUUUUUUUUUUGCUUUGAAAAGUCUACAUUUGUACCUGCUUAGCCAGUUUAUUGGAUCAGAUUGUCUAACCUUAUCUACUUUUCAUAACAACGUUGGCCUUGGGAUUCUAAGGAAAUGUCGAGAAGCAACAUGACCUUUUUCGAGACUAUGGUAUACGGCCAUGAUUUGUGCACGGAAUGGCACAAUACCACAGAGGGAGCUGUGUACCAGCUGGCAAACACCAUCUUCAGCCUGGCCUACAUGGGGGGCAGUGGGGUGUUUGGAGCCAUCUACAUUUACAGCCUACUGGCUCCCGGCUUUCUCUGUUAUGCUCUUUGGGGAUGGCUGGAGGCCUGCGGGGUCGACAUCUUUGCCUGGAGUUUACUGUUACUUUUUCUUUGCCUGGGGCAGUUGGCACACCUCAUCUAUCGUUUGCGCAAGGACAGCUUUGAGGAGGAAUUUGACAGCCUCUAUAAGUGCAUCUACCUUCCCUUGGAGGUGCCUAUAUUUUUCUACAAGGAGAUCAUCAAAUGCUGUGACUGCCAGGUGCUGUCCAUGACCAAGGAUCAGAAUUAUGCAGUUGAAGGCAAAACCCCUAUUGACAGACUUUCAUUUCUGCUUUCAGGGAGGGUGCGGGUAUCCCUGGAAGGCCAGUUUCUCCAUUAUAUUUUUCCAUACCAAUUCCUCGAUUCACCUGAAUGGGAAUCACUACGACCCACUGAAGAGGGAAAAUUUCAGGUGACCCUGACAGCAGAAACUGAGUGCCGCUAUAUCACCUGGAGGAGGAGGAAGCUUUAUAUGUUACUUUCCAAAGAACGUUACAUCGCCCGUCUCUUUUCAGUGAUGCUGGGAAAUGACAUCACUGAUAAAUUAUAUUCCCUCAAUGAUAAACUGUUUGCCAAGAGUGGUAUCCGCUUCGACAUCCGCCUGCCCAGCUUGUACCACGUGCUUGGACCCUCCUCCAGCGAGGCUGACAGCGAAAAAGACAGGAACCAAGAGCUGGGGGACACAUUUGGGCCAGUCGAACAGAGGACUUCACCAGUGCCUUCCCCCCGAAAGACAACUCCCUCCAUCCCAUUUUCUAGCCAUGCACCCAGGGACCACUGGUCAACAGAUACAGAACUGCCUGCCCAUGAAAGCCCAGCAGAAAGGAAUCCAAGGCGCGUGGAUCGAGAACGGGCUCCUCUCGCACCUACGGACACCCCUGAACUCUAAGACCAAGCACUCAUCAGUGGAGAAAGACAAGCCAACAGAUACAUGGACACUGUUUUAUAUAUUAUUAAUAAUUCAGACAACUUGCACUCAGAUUCACAAAGAAUGAGGUUGAACUGCACAAGCACCAAUCAUAACGUGUGAGUAAGUGGGAAUUCAACAUUUAUAGCACUGUUGUUUUAUGAUGCAAUUUUGAAUAACAUUUCUCCAAUUUGACAUAUAACAUAUAAAAAAUAAAUGUUUGUUUUAAUGUGA